Annulohypoxylon maeteangense is the source of this 621-nucleotide messenger RNA. RefSeq names its product double-stranded DNA-binding domain-containing protein. Gene Ontology annotation, cellular component: cytosol; nucleus. Lineage: Eukaryota; Fungi; Ascomycota; Sordariomycetes; Xylariales; Hypoxylaceae. Bases 60 to 464 code for a protein of 134 amino acids. The transcript is spliced from 3 exons. Gene Ontology annotation, molecular function: DNA binding. The record is from RefSeq and is a predicted model, not a curated record.
UCUCUUUGCCUAACCUAUCCAUAAUUACAUACACCUAAAAGUUAUAAUACAACAACAAGAUGGCAGACGCUGAGUUAGAGCAGAUUCGCAAAGCGCGACUAGAGCAACUGAAGGCGCAAGGUGGCGGGGCAAGUAAACCAGGGGCCGGCCAGGGAGCGAAUCAGGCAGAACAACAGAAACAACAAGAAGCCGAAGCGCGCCAGUCCAUCCUAAACCAGAUCCUACAUCCGGAAGCUGCCGAUCGUCUAGGUCGCAUCCGACUCGUGAAAGAGGAGCGCGCGAAUGACGUAGAGAACCGGCUCAUCAUGCUUGCGCGAACGGGCCAACUACGACAAAAAGUGACCGAGGCCCAACUUAAAGAGCUCCUAAACGCCGUCGCGGAUACGAAGGAGGAAGAGAAGAUCGUGGUUGCAAGGCGCAAGGCCUGGGAUGACGAAGACGAUGAUGACCUGUUGGACUUGUAGGGCAGAGGUGCAAAGGCAGAGAAGUGAUGAUAUCACGGUGAAUGAGCGUAGCACGAUUGGGCAUGGCAUUGGCGUUUGUAGGAAAACAGGAGUACUUCUUCUAUACGAUCAUAGUACAAUAGUGUACAACUCCUAAUGACACAAUUAUUUUUCUUCA